Seriola dumerili (greater amberjack) is the source of this 929-nucleotide messenger RNA. RefSeq names its product signal recognition particle 19 (gene srp19). The record is from RefSeq and is a predicted model, not a curated record. Gene Ontology annotation, biological process: SRP-dependent cotranslational protein targeting to membrane, signal sequence recognition; SRP-dependent cotranslational protein targeting to membrane. Gene Ontology annotation, molecular function: 7S RNA binding. Lineage: Eukaryota; Metazoa; Chordata; Actinopteri; Carangiformes; Carangidae. Gene Ontology annotation, cellular component: signal recognition particle, endoplasmic reticulum targeting.
GCUGGUUGUCAACAGUCAGUGAACGAGCCAGAGAAGCGGCCAUAUGGCUGCGUGCAUUACCUAUAGACUGCGUUUAAAGGAAUAAUCUAAAAAUCUUCAUAUACAGUCUGUGAUUUUACGGCACAAAUCAAACCGUGUUGUCGGUGGCUGUAUCCACUCCAGAUUCGGCCACAACAAUGGCUCAUCUCACCCAGAAUCCCGCCGAUAAAGAGAGGUUCAUCUGCCUCUAUCCAGUCUACAUCAACAGUAAGAAGACGCUGGCUGAGAGCAGGAUCCCUGCAGAGAAGGCUGUGGAGAAUCCUUCCUGCGCUGAGAUCAGAGACGUCCUGACAGCUGCUGGGAUGAACGUCUAUAUGGAGAACAAAAUGCAUCCCAGAGAGUGGAACAGGGACGUCCAGUUCAGAGGUCGAGUCAGAGUUCAGCUGAAGCAGGAAGACGGCAGCUUCUGUCAGGAGAAAUUUGGCUCCCGUAAAGACGUGAUGUUUUAUGUGGCUGAGAUGAUUCCUAAACUAAAGACUCGGACCCAGAAGAGCGGAGGAGGAGACACCAGCUCUCAGCAGGGAGAGGGAGGGAAGAAGAGCAAGAAAAAGAAGAAAUAGACACGCACCAUUACAUAACACAUUUUUACUUUAAUCUCCCAGACUUGUUGCUUUGAUUCAUGGAUUAUGGAUAUGGUAAAGUCAAAUGGACGCUCGUUCAGCCGAACAGUGGGCUUCCAAAGUGAAAACAUGUCCGCACCUUCAGAAAACUACCCACAGCUCAUCGUUUCAACAGAGAACUCGUUUUUGUGAUGUUUCAGAUGUCGAAGUGGAAGGGGGGAUGUGUGAAGUGAUAGAUGAAGAUAUGCAUCUGUCUUCCUGUUUAAUACCUUCCCCCACGUUUUGUUAAAUUCUCACAAGACCAGAUGAAUAAAUGGUUACUUAAAUAGA